Messenger RNA from Marmota monax (woodchuck), 3826 nucleotides. It is a transcript of the gene Myo19, whose product is annotated as myosin XIX. Gene Ontology annotation, molecular function: microfilament motor activity; ATP binding; actin filament binding. The transcript is spliced from 26 exons. Lineage: Eukaryota; Metazoa; Chordata; Mammalia; Rodentia; Sciuridae. The record is from RefSeq and is a predicted model, not a curated record. Gene Ontology annotation, biological process: vesicle transport along actin filament; actin filament organization. Bases 375 to 3272 code for a protein of 965 amino acids. Gene Ontology annotation, cellular component: actin cytoskeleton; cytoplasm; myosin complex.
UGCUCCCGGCUUUCCUCCCUCCCCCUCCUUCCUUCCCUCCCUCCCCUCCCCUCCCCGGGAUCUUCCCGCCAGCCCGCCCGUCCUUCCAGUCGGCCCGGGCGGGGUCUGCACGCUCGCCAGUCGGGCCGUGGGAUCGAAAUUCGUGGUAACCACGAACUGAGCAAGCAAGCUGAAGCAGCCCGCAGAACUGGAGAAAACCGCUCUAAUCUGACGACUCCAGCUAAAAGCUGACGCUACAUGACUUUGGGAUGACUUCUCUGAGAUCCCUCCAGACCUGAGCCCUUUGCUAGAGCCAUGCUGGUGGCCCAGUGACCAGGUGAUUAGCACUCCGUGUGCCUGCGACCCAGGACCCUGGCUCACCACAGUGAAGCAGGAUGCUCCAGCAGUUGAAUGGCCACAGUUCCAGCUCUCAUGACCAAAGCAGAGUGUCCCUCAGAGAAGACAUACAGGAGUUCCUGAGUGGGGAGGCCCCACUGCACCAGUUAGAUGACCUCACCAAGGUGAAUCCUGUGACACUGGAGACAGUUCUAAGGUGCCUGCAGGCCCGGUACAUGGUGGACACAUUCUACACCAAUGCUGGCUGCACCUUGGUAGCUUUGAAUCCCUUCAAGCCUGUCCCUGGGCUCUACUCUCCAGAAAUGAUGAGAGAGUACCAUGCUGCAUCUCAACCCCAGAAACUGAAACCCCACAUCUUCACUGUGGGUGAACAGACCUACAGGAAUGUCAAGAGCCUGAUUGAGCCAGUUAACCAGUCCAUUGUGGUCAGUGGAGAGAGUGGUGCUGGAAAGACAUGGACGUCCCGCUGCCUGAUGAAAUUCUAUGCUGUCGUAGCUACCUCACCCACUUCCUGGGAGAACCACAAGAUUGCCGAGAGGAUCGAACAGCGGAUCCUGAAUUCCAACCCUGUCAUGGAAGCUUUUGGGAAUGCAUGUACACUGAGGAAUGACAACAGCAGUCGCUUUGGGAAGUUCAUCCAGCUCCAGCUGAACAGGGCCCAGCAGAUGACAGGAGCUGCAGUCCAGACCUACCUCCUAGAGAAAACUCGUGUGGCCUGCCAGGCUUCCAGUGAGAGGAACUUCCACAUCUUCUAUCAGAUAUGCAAAGGAGCCAGUGAGGAGGAGAGGGUCCAGUGGCACCUCCCCAAGGGAUCCACCUUCUCCUGGCUGCCCAACCCAGAGAGGACUUUGGAAGAGGAUUGUUUUGAGGUGACCAGAGAGGCCAUGCUCCAUUUGGGCAUCGAUACCUGCACCCAGAACAACAUCUUUAAGGUCCUAGCUGGACUGCUGCACCUUGGCAAUGUCCAAUUUGCAGACUCAGAGGAUGAAGCCCAGCCCUGCCAACUGACGGAAGAGGCCAAGUGCUCUGUCAGGACAUCAGCCUCGUUACUGCAGCUCCCAGAGGACAUGCUGCUGGAGACAUUGCGGAUUAGAACCAUCAGGGCGGGCAGGCAGCAGCAGGUGUUCCGGAAGGCCUGCUCCCGAGCUGAGUGUGACACCCGCAGAGACUGUCUGGCCAAACUGGUCUAUGCACGGCUGUUUGACUGGCUGGUGUUGGUGAUCAACAGUAGCAUCUAUGCAGACCCCGACUCAUGGACCACUUUCAUAGGUCUGCUGGAUGUGUAUGGAUUUGAGUCAUUUCCUGACAACAGUCUGGAGCAGUUGUGCAUCAACUAUGCCAAUGAGAAGCUUCAGCAACACUUUGUGGCUCACUACCUCAGGGCUCAGCAGGAGGAAUACGCAGUGGAAGGCCUGGAGUGGUCAUUUGUCAAUUACCAGGACAACCAGACCUGCUUGGAUCUCAUCGAGGGAAGCCCUAUCAGCAUCUGCUCCCUCAUAAACGAGGAGUGCCGCCUAAAUCGGCCAAGCAGUGCAGCCCAGCUCCAGACACGCAUUGAGAGUGCCCUGGCAGGCAGCCCCUGCUUGGGCCACAAUAAGCUCAGCCGGGAGCCCAGUUUUGUGGUGGUGCAUUUUGCAGGGCCUGUGCGGUACCACACAGCAGGCCUGGUGGAGAAGAACAAGGACCCCGUCCCCCCUGAACUGACUGGGCUCUUGCAGCAAUCCCAGCACUCCUUACUCACUGUGCUGUUUCCUACUGACCCCAAAGAGAAGACCCAGGAAAAACCCUCUGGCCAGAACAGGACCCCUGCAUUGACUGUGGUGUCCAAGUUCAAGGCUUCUCUGGAGCAGCUCCUGCAGAUCCUGCAGAACACCACACCCCACUACAUUCGAUGUAUUAAGCCCAACAGCCAGGGCCAGCCGCAGAGCUUCCUCCAAGAGGAGGUCCUGAGCCAACUGGAGGCCUGUGGCCUUGUAGAGACCAUUCAUAUCAGUGCUGCUGGCUUCCCCAUUCGGGUCUCUCACCAGAACUUUAUGGAACGAUAUGAGUUACUGAGAAGGCUCUGUCCUCGCGCAUCCUCAAGCUUCCAUAACCCAUAUUCUGCCAAAGAGCACUCUGAACAGCCACCACAGGGUGAGGCGGCCACACUGCAGACUCUCCUCCAGGACCUUCUCCACAUUCUGCCAGCACUAACUGGGACAGCAGCCACACCUGUUGAUUCAGCUGAGUGCACACCAGCUCCACUGCAGUGUGGCAGGACCAAGGUGUUCAUGACUGACUUCAUGCUAGAGCUUCUGGAAAAUGGACGUACGCAGGUGCUGGAGCAGUGUGCCCGCUGCAUCCAGUGUGGCUGGAGACAACACCAGCAUAGAAAGCAGAAGAGGCAGAGGCGAGCUGCCACCCUCAUUCAGGCAGCCGUUCGUUCCUGGUUAACUCGGAAACACAUCCAGAGGCUGCACACAGCAGCCACAGUCAUCAAGCACGCAUGGCAGAAGUGGAGAAUCAGAAUGGCCUUCCUUGCUUCUAAAGAACUGGAUGGUUUGGAAGAAAAACACUUUUCCCAAGCUCAUGGUUCCCCGAACUCCUCUCCACUGCCCCCAAUGCAGACCAGGCUCCUAGGGGCAAUAAUCCGGCUUUGGCCUCUAGGACUAGUCCUGGCCAAUGCAGCUGUGGGUACACACAGCUUUCAGAGAAAACUGGUAGUCCAUGCCUGCCUCCAGCUUCCCUCAGGCAGCUCCAGCAGCUCCAGUGUCCAGACAGCACAACAAGACCAGGCUGGUGUCAGGUCCAUCCGAGCACUACCUCAGGGCUCGAUAAGGUUUCACUGCAGAAAGUCUCCACUGCGCUACGCCGACACCUGCCCUGAACCUUCACCCUUUAGUAUUACUGGCUUUAAUCAGAUUCUGCUAGAAAAACACAGGCCAAUCCAUGUGUGACCUUUUCUCACCCUCUGCUUUUACCUGGCUGAGUGAUCUGUAGUGCCUUUGUUUCCAUGAGGCCUUUUCCUGCCAGAUGCCUUGCCAAAGACAUUUAAUCAGCACACAACUGCCAAACUAUCCCACAGCAACUGUAAAUGUACGCACGUGAAACAACUCCAGGAUUCAGGCCACAGAGAACUUACCAUUUCACUCACUACUUCAUGGAUCAAACUCGGUAGCAGAUGAGGCUGUUUUGGAGUUUGAUCUGUCACUACAGUGGGGCACCCAAUCACCCACAAGCACUUUAGAAAACAGGCAAACGAACAUGGGCUUUAGAACUUUGGCUGGGAAAAACUGCAUUUAGUUCCUCAAAGGAACAACCUUAUUUAAUAAGUUGUUGACUUAUUUAAUUUCAAACAAUCAAAGCAGGGACCAAGGACAAUGAACAAUGCAAUGUACAAGAGAACCACCAUAUCUUGAUUUUACUUAGUAACACUGAUCAGUUUUCAACUGAAAUAAGUAUGAAACAUGACAAAUAAGUUAUGUACCAAAAAUAAAACAUUUGAAAACAA